CGAGCGUGCGAGCCGAGCGGCCGGGGAGCGCGUUCUUGCCAGUGUCUGCCGUGGGCCGCGAGCGGAGACCCGGCCGCGACUCUCGAAGUGCAGCUACAAUGCUGAAAGGAAUUAUACGGCUAAUCGCCAGGGCCCAUAAGCUGGACCCUCGACAUUAUUUACAUACAGGAACCCAAACACCCCAACAUCUUGCUGCUUUGGACAACCAGGUUCCAGUUGAAGGUCCCCGAACUGUUUCUCGAACCAGUGAGGGUGAUCCGGACAAGCAUGGCGAGCAGCACAAGGGUCAGCACUACAACAUACCCCUCCAGGACCUGAAGACUGUCUUCCCCCAUGGCCUUCCUCCACGCUUUGCAAUGCAGGUGAAAACAUUCAAUGAGGCAUGCCUAAUGGUAAGAAGCCCAGCCCUGGAACUUAUACAGUACCUGAAAAACACCAAUUUUACCCACCCAGCUGUGCGCUAUGUUCUCUAUGGGGAGAAAGGAACAGGAAAAACUCUCAGUCUUUGCCAUGUCAUUCACUUCUGUGCAAAACAGGACUGGCUGAUCCUGCAUGUCCCGGAUGCUCACCUCUGGGUGAAGAACUGCCAGGACCUCCUCCAGUCCACCUACAACAAAGAGCGCUUUGAUCAGCCGCUGGAAGCCUCCACCUGGCUCAAGAACUUCAAAGCUGCGAAUGAGCAUUUCCUCAACCAGAUUACAGUUCAACAGAAGUAUGUCUGGAACAAGCGAGAAAGCACGGAGAAAGGCCGGCCUCUGGGAGACGUGGUGGAACAGGGCAUCACGCGGGUGCGGAACGCCACCGAUGCCGUUGGGGUGGUCCUCAAAGAGCUGAAGAGGCAAAGUGCUCAGGGACUGUUCCGCCUGCUGGUGGCGGUGGAUGGAGCCAACGCACUCUGGGGCAGGACCACGCUGAAAAAAGAAGACAAAAGCCCGAUUGUCCCUGAGGAACUGGCACUUAUUUACAACCUGAGGAAAAUGGUGAAGAACGACUGGCACGGAGGUGCGGCGGUGCUGACCCUGAGCCAGACCGGCUCUCUCUUCAAGCCCCGGAAUGCCUGCCUGCCCCAAGAGUUGCUGGGAAAGGAAGGAUUUGAUGCCCUGGAUCCCUUCAUUCCCAUCUUGGUUUCCAACUAUAACCCAAAGGAAUUUGAAAGCUGUAUUCAGUAUUACCUGGAGAACAACUGGCUUCAGCAUGAGAAAGCGCCUACAGAGGAAGGGAAGAAGGAGCUGCUGUUCCUGAGUAACGGGAAUCCCGGGCAGCUGGAGCGGCUCUGCGCCCACCUCUGAGCAGGCAAGCCAGCAGGGAAGAUGCUGUGCGGCCGGGUGACCAGCCCGUGGACUGCCACUGUGUGCCCGUCUCCAUGGCAGCGGCUUCUGUGCUGUGACUGUAAUGACAGUCAGACAGCUAGGACGUGCUGAGAUCGUGGAUCUGUUUGUUUUUUUGUUUUGUUUUUUUAAGAAUUAAUUGUUGUAUCAGGCAGGAGAUUGAAUGGCAGGCAGGGCGUUUGCCUUGCACAUGGCCAAAUUAGGUUCAAUACCCCAGUACCUGUGGGAUUGAAUAUAGUCCCCCAAGCACAGCCAGGACUGAUCCCUGAACAUAGAGCCAGGAGUAAGCACUGAGCACUGUGGAUAUGCCCCAAAAAACCGGGAAGAGAAAUUAAAGAAUUGUUGGGUUUGGAGAGAUGGUGCAGGGGUUAAGAUACUGCCAAAACAUGGCUGACACUGGUUUAAACCCCAGCACCUCACGGAAGGGGUUUCCCCCAAGGCACACCAGGGUGACCCCUGAUUAUAAAGCCAGGAAUAAGCCAAGCACCACCCAAAAACACUCAUACCCUGCAAAAAUAAA
This is a messenger RNA of Sorex fumeus (smoky shrew), 1848 nucleotides long. It is a transcript of the gene DAP3, whose product is annotated as death associated protein 3. The transcript is spliced from 13 exons. Gene Ontology annotation, cellular component: mitochondrial small ribosomal subunit; mitochondrial ribosome. The coding region runs from base 99 to 1289 and encodes 396 amino acids. Gene Ontology annotation, molecular function: structural constituent of ribosome. Gene Ontology annotation, biological process: apoptotic process. Lineage: Eukaryota; Metazoa; Chordata; Mammalia; Eulipotyphla; Soricidae. The record is from RefSeq and is a predicted model, not a curated record.